Messenger RNA from Cryptomeria japonica (Japanese cedar), 1271 nucleotides. RefSeq names its product transcription factor MYB57-like. Bases 129 to 1055 code for a protein of 308 amino acids. The transcript is spliced from 3 exons. The record is from RefSeq and is a predicted model, not a curated record. NCBI's taxonomy places the organism in Eukaryota, Viridiplantae, Streptophyta, Pinopsida, Cupressales, Cupressaceae.
UAAGGAGUUGCAAGUAUAGCUUGAAAUGAUUUUUUAUCAUUGUGCCAUUUAGUUUUAGUUUAGUUUUUUGGAUCCUAGCAUCCAGUUCUAGGCUGAGCUUCACAACUUCACAAAAUUGUAGAAGAACUAUGAGGCGAACAAAGUCAAGUGUUAGUGUCAAUAGAGGCGCCUGGACACCCGCUGAGGAUCUUCUAUUGAAAAAACAUAUACAACUUCACGGAGAGAAACACUGGAAUUCUAUUGCUGAUAAAGCAGGUUUACAACGAACUGGAAAGAGUUGCAGGCUCAGGUGGAUGAACUACCUCCGUCCCAGUGUCAAACGAGGUCAUAUAUCCGCUGAUGAAGAAGAACUCAUUAUCAGACUUCAUAAAUUGCUGGGGAAUCGGUGGUCGUUGAUUGCGGGCAGAAUGCCUGGACGAACAGAUAAUCAAAUCAAGAACUAUUGGAAUACACAUUUGAGCAAGAAACUCAGCAGAAAAGAUCCUAAACGAACCAAACAAGGUUAUAAACAUCAUGUUGGUGCUGCUACGCAUCUACAGCUCUCGUCUGAUCAGAAUGAAAAAUUGUGCAGUGAAACAGAAAGAGGAAGGACAGAUGUGGAUAAUAUUAUAGCCACAAAUGAACUCAUGGGUUCAGCAAAGUCCGAUGACUAUUCUGUAUGCAUUGUCAAAGAUCAGACCAGUUUUUCAUAUGAAGAAAUUGAGAGCGCUCUGGUGGAAAUAGAUUGGGACAUACAAUGGAAUAUUUCUUCCACCUGGGGAAAUGCGAAUUACAAACAGUUUAAUGGAUGCGAUGAAACUUCAGUGCAGGGUGUGUCAAUCGAUAUGGAGGAAAUCACAGAUAUAACCAAUGAUGCUAGCAACAUGUAUCAUGUUGAUUCUCUUCCAAAUUCAUCUUCGUUAUUAUCAGGAUUAACAUACCCACCAAAUUUUUGCUGGUCAUCCCCUGACAUUUCAUUUAAUAUGAUUUCAAAUGAACCAUGGUUCCCAAAUACUGCAGAAGAGAUUUCAAACAAUUCCUCCCCUCAAGCAGAUAUAUCUGCUUUGUUCUUUUGAACAAUUAUGUAUAUAUCCAAUUUAGAUAAUGUUUCAGAAAAUAUGGCACGGACUUUCAGUUAAUUAUAAGUUGGUGCUCCGUUCUUUUUAAAUGUAUCAAGCUUAUUUUGAUUGUUUUCUAUCAUUCUGAUGAUGGAUCAAUACAGAGUGUGAUCCAAAAUAUUGAUGUAAAUUUUUUUUACACAAUCUAAUUUAAAAGUUGUGAUUUUUAACAUA